Fonsecaea multimorphosa CBS 102226 is the source of this 726-nucleotide messenger RNA. RefSeq lists its product as uncharacterized. The coding region runs from base 1 to 726 and encodes 241 amino acids. Gene Ontology annotation, molecular function: FMN binding. The record is from RefSeq and is a predicted model, not a curated record. NCBI's taxonomy places the organism in Eukaryota, Fungi, Ascomycota, Eurotiomycetes, Chaetothyriales, Herpotrichiellaceae. The transcript has a single exon.
AUGGCUCACCAGGAGAUCUCGCCAGCAAUUCUUUACUGGGGGACGCCAGUAGUGUUGAUUAGUUCCACGAACCCUGACGGAAGUGCCAACAUAGGCCCUAUGUCAUCAGCUUGGUGGCUCGGGCACGGUUGCAUGCUUGGACUCGACGCUUCUUCGCAAACCACGCAGAACAUGCUUCGCACGAAGCAGUGUGUGUUGAAUCUGGCUUCAGACGAUAUGGCAGCGAAUGUCAACGCAUUGGCGCGAACCACUGGCACUGACCCAGUCCCGGGCCCGAAACAGGACAGAGGCUAUGAAUUUGUCAAGGACAAGUUCGGGUGCGCUGGGCUCACACCCCUGCCUUCAAAGAAAGUCGGACCCCCGGGAAUCAAAGAGUGCCCCGUGGUCAUGGAGGCAGAAGUGGUGGCGGUACAUGAAAUGUAUGGAGGAAGGGCGGUACAAGGGUUAGUCCUUGCGAUCGAGGUCAGAAUCCUGCGAGUCAGCAUCCACGAAGAGCUCCGACUCAAUGGCUUUCGCAAUCGUGUCGACGCGGACAAAUGGAAGCCAAUGAUAAUGAUGUUCUGUGACUUUUACGGGCUCAAGGAUGGAAAGGUGAAGCAUUCAAGGCUGGCAGAGAUCGAGGAGGAGAUGUACAGAGGACUGACCGAAACGACGGGGGAGAUAGAAGAUGAGGUGGACAACGACUUUGCAGAGCACGUCGUCGGCUUGACUGCUUCACACCAAUAG